CAAGCCCGAGACGUAGAGAGAGUGGUGGAGAAACGGCCACGCCUGUGAUCUGACGUGACGCUAACUGAGUGCAGACCGUCAGCCCGUUCUUGUGGGUCACAUGACAGGCCAGCCUUCCCGACUGAGCUGAAACACGUCCCAUAACCAUGCCAGCAACACAGCAGUCACCCCAGGAUGAACAGGAGAAGCUUCUGGAUGAAGCUGUGCAAGCUGUCAAGGUCCAGUCGUUCCAGAUGAAGCGAUGCCUGGACAAAAACAAGUUGAUGGACGCCUUGAAGCAUGCCUCCAACAUGUUGGGUGAACUAAGGACCUCCAUGCUUUCUCCAAAGAGCUACUACGAGCUCUAUAUGGCCAUCUCUGAUGAACUCCACUACUUAGAGGUUUAUCUGACCGACGAGUUUGCCAAGGGGCGUAAGGUGGCAGAUCUGUAUGAGCUGGUCCAGUAUGCGGGCAACAUCAUCCCCAGACUUUAUCUGCUAAUUACAGUGGGUGUGGUAUAUGUUCGGUCCUUCCCGCAGUCUCGCAAGGACAUUCUGAAGGACCUUGUUGAAAUGUGCCGUGGUGUCCAGCACCCACUCAGGGGCCUCUUCCUCAGAAAUUACUUGUUGCAGUGUACUCGCAACAUACUACCAGAUGAUGGAGAGCAGUCAGAGGGAACAGAGGAGAUGACCGGUGACAUCAAUGACUCCAUCGACUUUGUCCUUCUAAACUUUGCGGAGAUGAACAAGUUGUGGGUUCGAAUGCAGCAUCAGGGUCACAGCCGAGACCGAGAGAAGAGAGAAAAGGAGCGACAAGAACUGAGGAUUCUGGUGGGCACCAAUCUAGUUCGGCUCAGCCAACUGGAGGGUGUCAAUGUGGAGAAAUACAAACAGAUUGUUCUUCCUGGAGUCCUGGAGCAGGUUGUGAACUGCAGGGAUUCACUGGCUCAGGAAUAUCUUAUGGAAUGCAUCAUUCAGGUUUUCCCAGACGAGUUCCACCUUCAAACACUGAAUCCUUUCCUGCGUUCCUGUGCUGAGCUACAUCAACACGUAAAUGUCAAGAACAUCAUCAUCGCCCUCAUUGACAGACUUGCUCUGUUUGCUCAUCGAGAAGAUGGCCCAGGGAUCCCUGCUGAAAUCAAACUGUUUGACAUCUUCUCUCAGCAGGUGGCCACUGUAAUUCAGUCUCGCCAGGACAUGCCAUCAGAGGAUAUUGUAUCGCUUCAGGUCUCUCUCAUCAAUUUGGCCAUGAAAUGCUACCCUGAACGUGUAGAUUAUGUAGACACAGUCCUGGAGAGUACGGUGGAGAUCUUCAACAAGCUCAACCUGGAACACAUAGCAACCAGCAGUGCGGUGUCAAAGGAACUUACCAGGCUGUUGAAGAUCCCGGUGGAUACCUACAACAAUGUGCUGAUGGUCCUGCAGCUCAAACACUUCCCACCACUCUUUGAAUACUUCGACUAUGAGUCCCGCAAGAACAUGAGUUGCUAUGUGCUGAGCAACACAUUGGACUACAACACCACCAUUGUGGCACAAGAGCAGGUGGACGCCAUCUUGAACUUGGUGUCCACACUGAUACAGGACCAGCCAGACCAACCAACUGAAGAUCCAGACCCAGAGGACUUUGCUGAGGAGCAGAGCCUUGUGGGUCGUUUCAUCCAUCUGCUCCAUUCUGAAGAUCCUGAUCAGCAGUAUCUUAUUCUUAAUACAGCACGCAAACACUUUGGAGCUGGUGGAAACCAAAGGAUUCGUUACACAUUGCCUCCCCUUGUGUUUGCUGCCUACCAGCUAGCCUUUCGAUACAAGGAAAACUCCUCCACCGAUGACAAAUGGGAAAAGAAGUGCCAGAAGAUUUUUUCUUUUGCCCACCAGACAAUCAGUGCACUCAUUAAGGCUGAGCUCGCCGAGCUGCCUCUUCGACUCUUCCUGCAGGGGGCGCUGGCUGCAGGGGAGAUUGGCUUUGAAAACCACGAGACUGUAGCGUAUGAGUUCAUGUCACAGGCAUUCUCUCUCUAUGAGGAUGAGAUCAGUGACUCCAAAGCUCAGCUGGCAGCCAUCACCUUGAUUAUUGGCACUUUUGAGCGAAUGCGAUGCUUCAGCGAGGAAAACCACGAGCCCCUGAGGACUCAGUGUGCACUGGCUGCGUCCAAGCUGCUGAAGAAGCCUGACCAGUGCAGAGCUGUCAGCAUCUGUGCCCAUCUCUUCUGGUCAGGUCGCAGCACUGACAAAAAUGGUGAAGAGAUCCGUGAUGGUAAGCGGGUGAUGGAGUGUCUAAAGAAAGCCUUGAAGAUUGCCAACCAGUGCAUGGAUCCAUCACUGCAAGUUCAGCUUUUCAUUGAAAUCCUCAACAGAUACGUCUGCUUCUAUGAGAGGGAAAACGAUGCGGUGACAGUGCAGGUGUUAAACCAGCUGAUCCAAAAGAUCAGAGAAGACCUUCCCAACCUGGAAGCUAGUGAAGAGACGGAGCAGAUCAACAAACACUUCCACAAUACACUGGAGCAUCUUCGUCUGCAGAGGGAAUCCCCUGAAUCUGAGGGCCCUGCCUACGAGGGCCUGGUCCUUUAAAGCUAAUGUUGGCUUUGUGGCAACUUUAAACAGAUUGUGCCAAACCAAACUGAAGACCAGAUGACCGUGCGAUCUUUGGCUGUCACACUUCAGCGUUCUUCUUUUUGCCACAUCGUGCUCGUCAUUCUCUCUUUAGGCUCCUUAUAGUGUCUCAUUUGAAGUCAGGACUUCUCACCACUGGAUUGACCUGGUCAAAACUGUGGUGUGUUUGCAUGCUUUAGUGUGCUUGGCAUCAAAGGGCCAGUGUUUAGUUCACUCUCUAUGGAUCUCACUAAUUACACUGUUUUUUGUUCUUCCCCAUGAUAUUUUUUGAUAACAACCAUGUCCUUUUGGAUGAACAUGUUAAGGAGGUGCAGCAGUUCCUCAGGAUUGUAUGUUGGCCGACUUGUCAGUGUACAAUGGUGCAGAAGCUUUGUGUCGUUUUCCACAACAUUUAUUGAUUUCUCUUUCUUGCUUAUCAAUGUUGAUUUGUUGGAGUCGGCAUUGAACUGUUACCUUUUUGCUUUUAAAUAUGUGUUUAAAUGCACUUGUAAAUCAGAUAAAUAAAAAUACAGAUUAAGUAGAAAUGAUCAUUGUCUCUGAAAUAAAAUUGACAUUAACAGUU
Molecule: messenger RNA, 3147 nt
Organism: Haplochromis burtoni (Burton's mouthbrooder)
Lineage: Eukaryota; Metazoa; Chordata; Actinopteri; Cichliformes; Cichlidae
Gene: vps35
Product: VPS35 retromer complex component
Exons: 18
Coding region: 147-2543 (798 amino acids)
Biological process (GO): intracellular protein transport; retrograde transport, endosome to Golgi
Cellular component (GO): retromer complex; late endosome; retromer, cargo-selective complex
Source: RefSeq, a predicted model, not a curated record